AUGCAUCCAAACCGAGCCGGCACAACCUUAGUUUCACGCUCGCAUAUUAUAUGGUUAGUGUUAGUACUUCGUAGCACCCCUUUUCUGUGUCCCAACUUGUAAGUUACUCCAUCUAACGCACCGCUUUGACCCUUUCUUCCCGUCGCCGGUUGCCGGCAUAACAUGUUUUGACGGCGCAUGAAUUCCAUCGAAUCAUGCGGCGCUUCCGUACCAGAGAUCCGGUCGUUCUCCGCACUUUCAGAUGAUUCUGUCUCUGAAGCCGGAAAUCAGAUAACGAGAAAUUCCUUAUUUUCUGGUUAUGGUUUUCCAGUUGAUGUACCAAAUGGGUGUAUGUCCAGUGAAGGGAUGAUUAUUUAGUAUAAGGUGAUUACAGAUUUUAAUUGGAAGUCAUAGAUUUGAUGGAAAGCAUACAGAUAUAGAGAUUAGUGGCAUGCACUUGUUGGGAUGUACUUUGUGGGUGUGGGUUGCUUAUGAAGGGAUUGUGAAGGGUUUUUGUUGGGAUUCACUGAAGGUUUAUUGACAUGACAAAGAAAAUACGUUUGGAUUGUUCCUUGCAGGAGGAUGAAGAGAAAGUGAAUAAUAGCUUUGUUGAAUUGGAUACAAGGGAAGGAGUGAAUGAUGGUUUUCCUAGAGUUGGACCAAAUGAUUCGCUUCUUCCUGGUCUUUUUGAUGAUGUUGCGCUGAAUUGUCUUGCUUGGGUUAAUAGAUCGGAUUAUGCUUCACUAGCAUGUAUAAAUAAAAGGUACAACUUGCUGAUUAGGAGCGGGUAUCUAUUUGAGUUGAGGAAGAAGUUGGGGAUUGUGGAGCUAGAGCAUUUGGUUUAUUUGGUUUGUGAUCCAAGAGGGUGGGAGGUGUUUGACCCCAAGAGGAAUAGAUGGAUAACAUUACCUAAGAUACCUUGUGAUGAGUGCUUUAAUCAUGCAGACAAGGAGUCCUUGGCUGUGGGGAGUGAAUUGUUGGUUUUUGGUCGGGAAAUGAUGGAUUUUGCCAUUUGGAAGUACAGCUUGAUUUCUCGUGGUUGGGUUAAGUGUAAGGAGAUGAACCAUCCUCGCUGCUUGUUCGGAUCUGGCAGUCUUGGUUCAAUUGCUAUUGUUGCUGGUGGAAGUGAUAAAUAUGGAAAUGUUCUUGAAUCAGCAGAGUUGUAUGACUCAAAUUCAGGUACAUGGAAACUAUUGCCAAACAUGCAUACACCACGAAGAUUGUGCUCUGGCUUUUUUAUGGAUGGAAAAUUCUAUGUGAUUGGUGGCAUGUCAAGUCCUACGGUUUCAUUGACUUGUGGGGAGGAGUAUGACCUUAAGACGAGAAACUGGCGGAAAAUAGAGCGUAUGUAUCCAUAUGUUAAUGGGGCUGCUCAGGCACCUCCACUUGUGGCAGUUGUGGAUAACCAGUUGUAUGCGGUUGAGCAUCUAACCAACAUGGUGAGGAAAUAUGACAAGGAAAGGAACACCUGGAGUGAAUUGGGAAGGCUUCCAGUACGUGCCGAUUCUUCUAAUGGAUGGGGCCUGGCUUUCAAGGCUUGUGGAGAGAAACUUCUGGUUGUGAGUGGACAAAGGAGUCCAGAAGGUGAAGCUGUUGUACUGAAUUCAUGGUGUCCUAGGACAGGAGUCAGGAAUGGAACCAUAGAUUGGCAAGUACUUGGUGUGAAGGAGCAUGUUGGGGUGUUUGUGUACAAUUGUGCUGUUAUGGGAUGGUUUGGUGAAGUGCUUUUAGAUUGACUCAGUAGAAGAUUUGCUGGUAUCUACAAUCUGACAUAGCUUUGAGGGGUGCUUCCGUGUUGAUUCAUCUCAUUUACCAAGUUAAUUGUCCCUGGGAUAGCCUUCCCUUGAUGAGAAUUGGGGUUUCUACCUUUGGCAUCUGUAUUUGGAUGUGUUUCUCAUUUUCAUGUUCCAUAAUUUUUAUUUGCUUUUGAGAUUACUUAGUAGGCUUACACAGAUAUGUUCUGUUAUCUUUUUCCUUAUCCAACUAUGUAAACCAAUAAAUCAUAAAGUUUUAUUUUUUUUAAUACUUCAAUCCUUAUUCUUUGCUUUA
Molecule: messenger RNA, 2028 nt
Organism: Glycine soja
Lineage: Eukaryota; Viridiplantae; Streptophyta; Magnoliopsida; Fabales; Fabaceae
Product: F-box/kelch-repeat protein At5g60570-like
Exons: 3
Coding region: 522-1715 (397 amino acids)
Cellular component (GO): nucleus
Molecular function (GO): protein binding
Source: RefSeq, a predicted model, not a curated record